GCCAGAGGCUUCCGUAAGCAUUCCAUCGCUGUGACUUGCAAUAGUGUUAUAUAGUAGUUGUUGUCGUUGUGAGUGCAGUGGGAAAAGCAUCGAAGGCGCACCGACCUCACCAAAGGCAUAAACUAUGGAAGAAAUCAACAACAUUGAAGUCGUGCCAUGUACCAACUCUAACUAUUUGAAACCAUUCAGGUUGCACUACAAUCAGAAUGGAACGAGGAAAUCCUGGGACUUCAUGCGGACACACGACAGUGUCUCGGUCCUGAUCUUCAACACCACCUCACACUGUUUUGUCCUGGUCAAGCAGUUCCGCCCAGCUGUGUACAUGUGUGAGUGGGAGAAAGCCAAGCAGCAACCGCCGGAACCCUCAGAGGAGACUGCCGAGGAGGGCGGGGCCGCUGCCGCCGCCUCCGCAGCCACCACUCCUUCGGCCGAGGGCGCCGCCGCCGUGGAGGAGUCGUCCGAGGGCCCGGCGGCCGCCGAGGAAGAGGGGGCUGCUGCCUCCUCCUCCUCGUCCGCCUCCCCCCCCGCGGACGGGGGCCAGCCCCCGGCCGCGGUGGGGGUCACCUACGAGCUGUGCGCCGGCCUGGUGGACAAGCCCCAGCUCUCCCUGGAGGAGAUCGCCCGGCAGGAGGUGCUGGAGGAGUGCGGCUACGAUGUGCCCGUGGCCAAGCUGCGGAGGAUCACCUCUUACAGGUCGGGCGUGGGCGUGACGGGCGCCAAGCAGACCAUGUUCUACGCGGAGGUGUCGGAGGAGAACCGCGUGGGCGCGGGCGGCGGGCAGCCGGAGGAGGGCGAGCUGAUCGAGGUGGUGACGGUGCCCCUGCACGAGGCCAUGACCUUCGCCUACGACGAGAGCAUCCCCAAGACCAUGGGCGUCAUCUUCAGCUUCAUCUGGUUCCACAACAACAUGUCCCCCAAGUACAAGAUCUCCACCAACGUGUAGAAAAGAAAAACUAACUUGAGGAUCCACCUUGUGUGUCGUCACCAGUGUGUAAAGAAAAAAAAAAAUAGUAAUACGAAAAAUGUAGAGAAGGAAGAAAAUCCACCAGCCACUCUUGCGCAACACCCUACCCCCACCUUGCCAUCGUGUGUCGCAUCCGCCAACCCCCCUCCCCCUCUCGACUCCGAUAUCAAAUGAGGGCAAGUGAUGGCCCAUCCCCCAACCUUCCUUCCUCGCAAGGUCUUAAUCCUUCAUCGCAUUUGACGCCUUCGUACGCGAUAAAGGGGCCGAUAAAGUUCCUUGUCUCGUUGGCGACUUUUCUCUCCUCUUUGAGUUUGGUUCUCUUCUCGUGUGUGAAAAGUGUUCCUCAUCACGACAGACGCCAUAUGCUGGGGGGGGUCACUGGCACUUUUUAGUUUUGUGUUCUCGAUGUUUGCUCCAAGUCUUUCGUUUGCCAUCGUUCAUAUAUCAAUAUAUAUAUGUAUAUAUGAUUGCCAAUGAUAAAGCCAUGAGUCGUAAUGCAAAAAAUCUACACACAACUAAACAAUGCCUGGUCAAAGACGGGGUCUCCGGAGUCUGAUAACCAUCUCUACUUCUACAGGCAUUCCUCCUUUGAGAUAGCAAUACAUUGUACCCCAGUGUGACUGACGUUAACGUUUUGAGUGUGUGUUGUGUCUGUUUUGUUUUUAAUUCACUCCCAAGAUUUCAGUAGUACAGCACCAUUUUUUUCUUUCUUAUAGUAAAUGGAAAACAUCAAUUUUAUUCUAUUUAAAUCUAGGUAACGACCCAAACUUUUUAUACUUGGGUAAAAGCUAGGAGUCAUUGGGAGUCGGCUUGUAGUGUUUAUUCCAUUGCUGAGUCAUUUAGUAUAAAGCGUAUACAAAGCAGGACUACAAGUCAUAUGUAAUUGUUGGCAGAAACAGGUGAUCCACAAUGCCACAUUUGCUAAGCUCUCAGGUGCAAAUCAUGCAUGUUAUCACUAUCCAAAUGCAUGAUGAUUAUAUUAUGUAUUGAACUUGAUUUUUGAUCAUACUACUUACAAGCUACCAACAAGUAAUGAUGUUUUGGCAGCUUAAACAUCCAACAAUAUAUUAAUUUGGCCUUUGACAGUCAAGCCAAAAGAGCCUGAUACCAGACUAAACAAGGAGCAGUAUGUAAAUGUGGAAAAGCAAUUAUUUUCUUACUUGGCACAAUCUAAAGUAUGUCUUUAACAAAUCUAAAUAUCGUAAUCGUACGAUGAAUGAUUACAACGGUGCACACUGAGUUUGGUUCUUUGUUUUUUCUUUCUUUUUUAAAUGUAUCAUCACACUGUAUAUACAUGGCCGGUUACCUCUUCCCUCAUUAAGUGUACAAAAUGAGUAUCACUAUUUGCAUAUAAAUGCUGAAUUGAACAGUGUGUGGGGGAGGGAUAUAUGAGGCAUUGAAGAAGCAAUUCAUAUGGCACAUAACAACAGCUUCACAAGCUAAAGAAAAAGUCGAAACGAUAUAUAUUUUCUUUUUUCUUAUUGUUUGCUUGUUGAGUUUCCACUAUACGUUUGAUUCUCCCAACACAUAGUUUAGUGAUCAGGAAGGUCCGUGCGCUUCACAUCGACCCCCAGUCAAAGGACCACGGACCAGGUUUAACUAAAUAUCUAUGGUGGCUUGUGAAGGUCGGCCUCAACCUAUUCUACAACAUGGGAUCUGGGAUCUAUCUGCGCGGACAAACAAAACACCAGUGUCACUUCAUUGUCAUGGUCUGUAUUUUUAUUUAUUUUUUAUCAAAAUAUGCAUAUAUUAGUAUGGAUAUAUGCUGCAGUUGUAUGGCUGUAAUCCAACCUUUUCCUCUCGAGAAAAGGUUGGCUGAAACGUCAUCGACAGAAAAUAUCUCAGACUGCCAUUGGUAAGCCAUAAGCAAACGCUAACAUUUCAGGGAUGGCACGGAACACACUUAGUGCCAUUAGCCAGAGAAGAGGUCAUCUCACCUGGCACAAUUUGAGCCAAUCAGAGAGAGUUAUUGCAAUAACCAGGGUUCCACCAGCGAUCGUGCUACCCCUGAGGUCUGAUGUUUGUGUUUGCUUAGCAUUUCAAUCCCACAAUCAUGGCACAUGAUGAAUCACCCUUUCGGCAUGGUUUACAAGAGGUAUGCUUACGGAUAUGGAAUAUGAUUGGAUUAAAAUGUAACUCUGAAUCGCGGUCAUCCAAUGACCUAUCUGCCCACCAUCCUGCCAAACAAUAUACGAAUAAAUGGGUGGUAAACAUCUCAAACGUUGUGCUAUUUAAAUAAAAUUGCUCCGAGUCCUUUUCAUCAUUGGUUCACAGUAUUGUGGGUGUGCAGGAAUCUCAAGAUUUUCAGUCGGCUUUCCUACUGUUGAUUUAUAUGAAUUGAAUUGAAUUGCUGUUUGGAGUUUCUACCACCAUAACUUCGGCCAGUAUAGGCCCAGCAGAUGUAGACCUUUAUUUUGGCAUGCUCUUGCUUGUUUUUGAGGGCCCAACCCAUCGGAUUUACGAGCUAAACGUCUGCAUCGGGAGCGUCUGUCUAUACAGUGUAGCCCAUCCCUGCACUGUAAAUGCUUACUCAGCAUUAUUUUGUCUUUUAGUUUGUGUUUUCCUAAAUGUUUUUUCUAUGUAUUGUCAGUGACCACGGGUUGAGUUGUAUCUUGCAAAAUAUCACUGAGGUGCUAUGUCUAGUAUUCUCUACUUCUCUACGGAUAUAUUGUCAUUGAAUCAGUUUUGACGAAGCCUUUUCACUGUUGAUUUCUUGCUGUUUCUUAAAUGUGUAGCCCUGAUAAUCUUAAAGUUAGUCCUUCGUCAGGAAAAGAUAUGAGUUGAUAUUUUUUACUUAGAUUUUGUUAUAUAUGGCUGAUGUACCUGUCAAGGGAAAUCUUAUCAAGUAAAUCUUGUCCUUCACGAUUCCUGCUAGGGCAGUUUGUGGAGCGGCCAUCUUGAAGGGCUCCUUGGAUGCAGUGGUUGAGCCCAGUGUAGCACAUGUGCUGAUCUAGACUGCAGUAUGCGCUCUGGAAGAACUCGACACAGAAUACCUUUUGAAGUAGAACCACUAUUAUCACUAUUCUGCUGGUAAGGGCAAACAUGUAGACAUGUGUACAACUGUUUAGUUCUGUUUGUUGGUUUCCUUUUCAAUUUGGGUAUUGUCUUACACCAAAUGUGUUCUUUAAAAUAUUCAUAAAAAUGGAUUUUCAAAGGCGCUGGAGUGCCACUUCUUAUGCUUUAUUUGGAGUGACUAUUCAUUGUGGGCAGUGCUGUUGAGUAAGAUUCCAUUUUUCGUUUUGUAUUUAUUAUAUACAUGUUUCAAUACUUACAUUUUAAACAAACUGGCACUUGGUACAAAUAAAUGUGUGUGUAUAUAUAUAUUUAUAUGUAUAUGUGUACAUACGUGUGUGUGUGUAUAUA
Gadus chalcogrammus (walleye pollock) is the source of this 4327-nucleotide messenger RNA. It is a transcript of the gene nudt14, whose product is annotated as nudix (nucleoside diphosphate linked moiety X)-type motif 14. The coding region runs from base 125 to 943 and encodes 272 amino acids. Gene Ontology annotation, biological process: ribose phosphate metabolic process; nucleoside phosphate metabolic process. The record is from RefSeq and is a predicted model, not a curated record. The transcript is spliced from 5 exons. Gene Ontology annotation, molecular function: UDP-sugar diphosphatase activity. NCBI's taxonomy places the organism in Eukaryota, Metazoa, Chordata, Actinopteri, Gadiformes, Gadidae.